CUCUCAGUGAGGGACUGGCACAGUUGGAGCAGGUUGGAGCUCUGUGAAGUGGUCUUUGGUUAAUCAUGGCAUUGAAGGAUGAGUUGCUGAAGCCAAUCUGGCAUGCAUUCACUGCCCUGGAUGUGGAUCAGAGUGGCAAGGUGUCCAAAUCCCAGCUAAAGGUUCUGUCGCACAAUCUUUGUACGUUGUUAAACGUCCCACAUGACCCCGUCGCUCUGGAUGAACACUUUCGUGAUGAUGAUGAGGGACCAGUGUCUAAUCAGGGAUACAUGCCUUAUCUCAAUAAAUUCAUUCUGGAUAAAGUACAUGGAGAAAUCAACAAAGUGGAAUUUAAUAAAAUGUGCUGGACUCUAUGUGCAAAGAAAAAUCUCACCAAAAGCCUGUUGUGUAUCACAGAGGAGAGUGCCUUUAAAAUAUGGGCCAUAUUCAACUUUUUAUCUGAAGACAAGUACCCUCUGAUCAUUGUCCCCGAAGAGAUUGAAUAUUUGCUGAAGAAGUUAACGGAAGCCAUGGGAGGAGGGUGGCAGCAAGCUUUGUUCGAAGAUUACCGAAUCGGUCUUCACAGGAAGCAGAACGGUUUAUCUGCAUGGGAACUCAUCGAGCUGAUAGGCAGCGGAGAGUUCAGUAAAGGAAUGGACCAUGCCACCGUCUCCAUGGCAAUUAACGAGGUCUUUAACGAGCUGGUACUGGAUAUCCUAAAACAGGGUUACAUGUGGAAGAAAGGACACAAGAGAAAGAACUGGACCGAGCGGUGGUUUGUUCUGGAGCCCAACAUGAUCACAUAUUACGUCGGCGAAGAUCUAAAGGACAAAAAGGGAGAAAUUCUUUUGGACGGGAACUGCUGUGUUGAGUCAUUGCCAGAUAAAGAUGGGAAGAAAUGCCUGUUCCUGGUGAAAUGUCUGGAAAAAAGCUACGAGAUCAGCGCAUCGGACAAGAAGAAGAAACAGGAGUGGAUCCAAGUGAUUCGGACUGUGGUUGAGCAGCGCCAACAGGGGCUUCCUCCACUGCACAAAGAGGCACGCAGGAAACGGCGGGCUCUACGCCAGAAAGCGUUAGCGGAGCAAAGGGAGAUUGAAAAAAUGAUGAAGGAUCUUCAGACUGCUAAUGAAGCCAAACAGCAGGAACUGGAAACUGUGCGCAAGCAACUGCAAGAGGCAGCGGAACGCGCAAGCGUGGAAGCGAAGCGACUCCAGGAUACUCACCUUCAACUGCAAAAGCGGUUUAUGCUGGAUCUAGAACGGGAACAAAUGAUUCGGAUACAGAUGGAAAAUAAGGUAGCGGAGAAAUCCUCUGAGCUGGAACAGAAUUUACUCCGGUUACGCGAGCUGGAGGACCUGUAUGUACAGCUGCAGGAAGCCCUGAAUCAGGAGAAGCGAGCGCGUCAGGAGGAAGAGAAUGCCCGUUAUAUACAAGAACGGCUCCUGGAGGAAGAAGCGACCAAGCGAGCCAGGUUGGAGAAGUUACAUAGAGAGCAGGAGAUUACGUUAAAGACGACCGAGGCGGAGAAGAAGGAACUGGAGAGCAUGCGGCAGACGAAAGAGCGCGAGUUACAGGAAGCCAUGGACCAGCUGCAGCAGCUGGAGAGAGAUCGCGUCAAAGCCCGCGAGGACUACCAGAUCGUUAGACAGAAACUUGACGAAGCGGCCUGCAAUACAAAAAGCUGGCAGAAGAAAGUGGCCAAACAAGAAGGUUUAAUCCGGUUAAUACAACCAGGUUCCAAAAUUCAAGAGUUCAUCACACACUGGGGUCCAGCGUCUGUCACAGACGCGGAGUUCAAGCAGCUUGAGAAACAGUGGCAGGAGCAGAAAAGCGCCAGUUCAAAAUAAACGCCGGAAUGCACCGAGCGCAAGAAGAAAGAAGGUGUCUUAUACCAUGGAAACGCAGAGUUACUAUUAUAACUUGUUUGAUUAUUAGGCUGUGUCCAUCUUUUAAAAAAAAAAAGGGAGCAUACUGGUAAUAUUUAGAUGUUAGAGACAUAGAUCUUACAAUACGGACACUAACUGGGAUAUAAAUCCAAUCCCACACCGGACUGCUACAAAGGGAAUACUCGCUUCCAUCCUGGACCUCCGCACGAGUGGGGAAGAUGUGUUCUGCAUUCCAUAUUACCUGCCCUGAUGUGUAGAAUAGGUGAUGUUUGGGAAAUGUGGCUCCUAAUAAUAGGGCCAUAAUAUUUUGCAAUUCUGUUAAAGAAUCUGCUAUGACUUGUCUUAUAUAAAAAUUUAAAUUCCA
Molecule: messenger RNA, 2229 nt
Organism: Pelobates fuscus (common spadefoot toad)
Lineage: Eukaryota; Metazoa; Chordata; Amphibia; Anura; Pelobatidae
Gene: SWAP70
Product: switching B cell complex subunit SWAP70
Exons: 12
Coding region: 66-1826 (586 amino acids)
Cellular component (GO): cytoplasm; nucleus
Molecular function (GO): calcium ion binding
Source: RefSeq, a predicted model, not a curated record